Cebus imitator (Panamanian white-faced capuchin) is the source of this 2952-nucleotide messenger RNA. It is a transcript of the gene AP5B1, whose product is annotated as adaptor related protein complex 5 subunit beta 1. Gene Ontology annotation, biological process: endosomal transport. Lineage: Eukaryota; Metazoa; Chordata; Mammalia; Primates; Cebidae. The record is from RefSeq and is a predicted model, not a curated record. The coding region runs from base 81 to 2720 and encodes 879 amino acids. Gene Ontology annotation, cellular component: lysosomal membrane; AP-type membrane coat adaptor complex. The transcript is spliced from 2 exons.
GGUUGGCGGCAGGCCCCGCGCUCCUGGCGGCCGCGGCCUGAGGCUCCCUCUCCCCAGCGCAGGGACCCGCGCGCCUCACCAUGGGGCCCCUAAGCCGGGACGUCUGGGCCCAGCGCCUGGGGGCCUUCCGGGCCAGCCCGUCCGCCUUCAUGGCAGGUCCCGAGGCGGAGGAUUUGGGUCGCGACCUGCUGGGCGACCUGAGGAGUGAGAAGCUGAGCGAACAGACCAAGGUUUCCCUGCUGGCCCUGAGUUUGGAGUACCCAGCCCAGCUGUGGCCCGACGCCUCUGCGGCCGAGGUGGCUGCCACCUCCCUGUUGGACACCCUGGUCCUCCUACCCCCGCGGCCCUCAGCUCUCCGCCGGCCCCUGCUGCUGGCGGCCACCACAGCCCUGGCGGUGGGCGGCGCACUAGGCCCCACCUCGGGCGCCUCCUGCCGGCUUCUGCCCCUACUUCUCGGCCUGGCCGCGGGCAGCGAUCUGGGGCGAGGUUUUGUCCCCGCCUCGGAACAGCGUCCCUUGCAGGCCACCGCCUGCGAGUGUCUGCGAGAGCUAGAGAGCUGCAAGCCCGGGCUGCUUGGGGGCUCCCUGGGGCUGCUGCGGGGCCUGCUGGGGCAGGAGGGCCCUGUCCAGCCGCUCAGCCUGCUGCUGUCCCUUGCCUUGCGAAACACCCUGGUGCUCCAGUCCCGGGCUGGGGCUGGCCUGGGGGCACUGCUCACGGCUAGAGUUUCCCCAACUGGGGGUGGUCCCUGGGAUUGGACACUAGUGGAGGAGGGCGAUGGACGCCUUCAGCCCCAGGCACCCAGCUGGCCGGUAGCUGAGGAGGGAGAGGGGGAGCCUAGCCUUACAGCACGAGAGCACAGCCCUGAGGAGGCGCGGGAGCUGCGGGCUGCGGUGGCCCAGCUUCUAGACACCUCCUAUCUACUCACUCCUGUGGCCCAGGCCCAGCUCCUGUGGCUGCUGGGCUGGGCCCUGCGGGGUCUUCAGGGACAGCCACCAGCACUCUUCAAGCCACAGCUGGUACGGCUGCUAGGCACAGCACAGCUGACACUGCUGCACGCAGUGCUGGCGCUCAAGGCGGCCUUCGGCGAGGCCCUGUUCACAGCCCAGGAUGAAACGCUGCUGCUCCGCCGGCUCACCUUGGCCGCCCAGCACCCUGCUCUGCCUCUGUCCACCCAUCUCUUUUACCUGCACUGCCUCCUGAGCUUCCCUGAGAACUGUCCACUGGGCCCCGAAGGUGAGGAGGCCGCCCCACUGCUGCUACGGCCCCAGCUAUGCCGUGGUCUCCUGCCCAGUCUGCUACAUGAGCCGAUGGCCCUCCUGGCCCGCCUGCAUUUGUUGUGCCUGCUCUGUGCCGAAGACGAAGAAGAGGAGGAGAAAAGCCAGCUUCCAAGCCCAGGGCACUACCUGGAAGAGCUACUGGCUGGCUUGUGGCAGAGGGCAGCCCUGGAAGGAGGCCCCCGGGCCUUGGCCACUCUCUGCUUCCAGGCCUCAUACCUGGUUGCCCGCUGCCUGGCUGGGCAACCUACGGUGCUGACCCCCUUGAUCCACGGACUGGCCCAGCUGUACCGAGCCCGGCCCAUGCUGGCUCCCCACUUUGUGGACCUCUUGGAUCACGUGGACCCUGAGCUGAGGGAGCCCCUGAAGGUGGUGUUGCGGCAGGAGGUGGUGUCCAGGCCAGGCAGGGAUGAAGCUCUUUGCUGGCACCUGCAAAUGUUGGCAAGGGUGGCAGAUGGAGAUGCCCAGAGUGCUACCCUCAACUUUCUACGGGCUGUGGCUGCGCACUGCACGAGCUGGGACCUACAGCAGGGCCUGCUGCAGGUCUGCCGGGCACUGCUGCGGGCAGGGGUGGGGGGUGGCCUGGUUGACUUGCUGCAGGUACUGGCCAGGCAGCUGGAGGACCCUGAUGGGUGUGACCACGCCCGACUCUACUACAUCCUCCUGGCACACCUGGCAGGACCCAAGUUGGGGGUGGCCCUGGGCCCCUCCCUUGCUGCACCUGCACUGGCCUCUUCACUGGUGGCUGAGAACCAGGGUUUUGUGGCAGCACUGAUGGUGCAGGAGGCCCCGGCCCUGAUACGGCUGAGCGUAGGGUCCCAUGAGGUCAAGGGCCCACUGCCAGUGCUGCAGCUCCUGCCAGAGGCGCUGGAGCCCAUCUACUCUCUGGAGCUGCGCUUCCGCGUGGAAGGACAACUAUAUGCACCCCUAGGGGCUGUCCAUGUGCCCUACCUGUGUCCUGGCCGCCCUGCCCGCCCUCUGCUCCUGCCCCUGCAGCCCCGAUGCCCAGCCCCAACACGGCUGGAUGUCCACGCCCUUUACACUACAUCCACUGGUCUCACGUGCCAUGUCCACUUGCCACCCCUGUUCGUGAACUUUGCCGACCUCUUUCUGCCUUUCCCGAAGCCGCCAGAGGGGGCCGGUCUGGGCUUCUUUGAGGAGCUCUGGGAUUCCUGCCUGCCAGAGGGUGCUGAGAGUCGUGUCUGGUGUCCACUUGGGCCACAGGGCCUGGAGGGCUUGGUGUCUCGCCACCUGGAGCCUUUCGUGGUGGUGGCCCAGCCCCCUACCAGCUACUAUGUAGCGAUUCACCUUCCCCCGGACUCAAAGCUGCUGCUGAGGCUGGAGGCAGCCCUGGCAGAGGGAGUGCCUGUGGCCCUGCGGACCGAUGACUGGGCCGUGCUGCCCCUGGUGGGGGACUACCUCCGCGGGCUGGCGGCUGCCGUCUGAGCCCCAGGAGGCCAGGUGGGGCAGGACUGUGGCCCUUGUGGGGGCCAGGGCACACUCCUGUGGCUCUUUUCCCCAAAACCCUGCAUUCCCCAGUGCCCUCGCUGGCUUGUUUUCUUCUGGGCCCUGGUUGGGAGCAGGCUCAUGGGGGUGAGGGUCUUAGUCUGUUUUUGCUGCUUUAGUAAGAUACCUGAGACUGGGUAAGUUAUAAUAAACAGAAAUGUAUUGGCCCACA